AUGUCCGACGAACGACUAGUCGACACGCAGACGACGUUUGCGUCGUUUGCGAAUAUCCUCGAUCAGCGCGUCCUCCGCGCGCUUGCCGAUCUUGGGUUCGCCCGCCCGACGCUCGUGCAGGCGAAGGCGAUUCCCCUCGCGCUGGAGAGCCGCGAUAUACUCGCUCGGGCGCGCACGGGGAGCGGGAAGACCGCCGCGUACUGCGUACCACUGGUGCAGAAGAUCCUCAACCUGAACGCCAAAAGUGUAGGUACGUCUCGCCGGGCGGAAGCACCGGCGACGCGCGCGCUGAUCCUGGUGCCGACAAGGGAGCUUGCCGAGCAGGUGAAUGGGCACCUGAGGAAGCUGUUGGCGUAUUGCGAGGGCGAGGUGUCGGUGAUCAAUGUUGCGUCGGGGAAUACGGCGGGGUUGCAGAGGACCCUCAUCUCCGACACCCACCACAUCGUGAUUGCGACGCCCUCGCGUGCGCUCGCCUUCCUCCAGUCCAAAGCCCUCUCCCUCUCUGCCCUCGACUCCCUCGUGAUCGACGAGGCCGAUCUUAUCCUUUCGUACGGCCACGAUGAAGACGUGCGCGGGAUCUUCAACGGCGGCUACCUCCCGAAGGUCUACCAGUCCUUCCUCAUGAGCGCGACCAUGACCGAGGACGUCGAGAUGCUCAAGGGGCUCGCGCUGAGGAACCCGGCCAUCCUCAAACUCGAAGAAGACCCCGCAGCGGCGAACCUCACCCAAUACGCCGUCCGCUGCACCCAGCGGGACAAGUUCCUCCUCACCUACGUGAUCCUCAAGCUGAAGCUCAUCCACGGGAAGUGCAUCAUCUUCGUAAACGAUGUGGAUCGGUGUUAUCGGUUGAAGCUCUUUCUGGAGCAGUUCUCGAUCAAGAGCUGCGUGCUGAAUAGCGAGCUGCCGUUGAACAGUCGGUAUCACACCGUGCAAGAGUUCAAUAAGGGCGUGUACGACUACAUCAUCGCGACGGACGAGAGCGGUUUGGGCGAGCGGGACGAGGAAGAUAUCGAGCGCGAGACGGAGGCAGAGGCAGCCGGUGAAGAGGAGGCAGAAUCGAGCGAAGACGAAGCCGUGGAGAACGGCGACGAAGCGGCCGAGGACGCCGAGGAAGACGAUGGCUUCACCUCCGCCCAACGCACCACCUCCCCCGCCCCCAAGAAGCGCAAGCGCGCCGCGACCCCGCCACCGGCCUCGCGCAAAAAGGCCAAGCCCGACCCCCCUUCCGCCUCCUCUGCCGCCUCGCCCCCGACCAAGGCCAAAAGACCCCGCGCCUCCGACCGCGAGUACGGCGUCACCCGGGGCGUCGACUUCCUCGACGUCGCCGCCGUGCUCAACUUCGACCUCCCCGGCUCCGCGCGCGCGUACACGCACCGCGUCGGGCGCACCGCGCGGGCCGGGCGGGCGGGGAUGGCGCUGUCGUUCGUGUCGAGGCCCGAUCUGAGUGACAAGGACCCGGUGAACCGGACGCUGGGGCGGCGGGACGAGGAGGUGUUCGCGCGGAUCGAGCGCGAGCAGGGCGCGGGAGCGGUGAAGGAGUACAGGUUCGACAUGCGGCAGGUGGAGGCGUUUAGGUAUCGGAUGGAGGAUGCGCUGCGGAGCGUGACGCGCGUGGCGGUGAGAGAGGCGAGGGUGCGGGAGCUGAAGGCGGAGGUGUUGGGGAGCGAGAAGUUGAAGGCGCAUUUUGAGGACAACCCACUCGACCUCGAAUUCCUCAAGCACGACCGCGCGCUGCAUCCGCAGCGCGUGCAGCCGCAUAUGAAGUUUGUGCCAAAGUACUUGAUACCUGGCGGUGUUGCUGCAGAAACCGCGCAAGCCACCGGAGAGGGCAGCAAGGGCCCUGGAGACGUCGGCUUUGUACCCUUCAAGAAGGACAACGGCAGGGGACGUGGCCGCGGGCGGGGCGGGGGAGGCAGAGGAGGGCGUGGGGGCCGCGGUGGAGGCGCGGGCAAACGCAAGUCGGAUCCGUUGAGGAAGUUUGGGCGGUGAUAGGGGGUUAUCUGUAUUCUGCAUAUAUUAGGUAUGAUUGUCUGUAUGCAUACGGGAUGGGGGGCGUCCAGCUUGGGACUUUCAUGUGAUUCCUGGCUGGAGUUCAACUGUCGUCACGUGCACCGGCUCCGCCGUCACGCCGCAUGUGACUUGUCGUAACUUCGUUCUCGU
Molecule: messenger RNA, 2160 nt
Organism: Schizophyllum commune H4-8
Lineage: Eukaryota; Fungi; Basidiomycota; Agaricomycetes; Agaricales; Schizophyllaceae
Product: DEAD-domain-containing protein
Exons: 8
Coding region: 1-1989 (662 amino acids)
Cellular component (GO): nucleolus
Molecular function (GO): ATP binding; nucleic acid binding
Source: RefSeq, a predicted model, not a curated record